AUGACGUCCCCAAGCGAUUCGACACCAGCCGUCGACCAGGCCCCGAUCCUCUUCCGCGCAAACAAGAAGCGCAAAGCAGGCCUCCGCCAGCGCGUCGCAUCACCAGACGACACCGCCGUAGCCUCCUCUUCCUCAUCAGCUCCGAAUAAACCAUCUACGAACCAACCAGAAGUUGCUGUGCCGACGACAUCCGACUUUGACGCAGCCCCCGCCGCCGACGAAGAGACCGAAUCCCAUAUCCCCCCGCCCUCCGCCAUCGGUCACGCAAGCGCCUCAAUGGCGUAG
Colletotrichum spaethianum is the source of this 285-nucleotide messenger RNA. RefSeq lists its product as uncharacterized. Bases 1 to 285 code for a protein of 94 amino acids. The record is from RefSeq and is a predicted model, not a curated record. The transcript has a single exon. NCBI's taxonomy places the organism in Eukaryota, Fungi, Ascomycota, Sordariomycetes, Glomerellales, Glomerellaceae.